GAGAAUGAUGCGCCCACCUCCAACUCCAGUAGCAGCAAGCCGUCCGUCCCGUCCGGCAAGACUGUCACCACAGCUGCCACAGAGGGUGACCUCUCGAACCGUGUGGAGUUUUUGGAGAAAUUGAUCCAGCAACAGGCUCUACAGCUGCAGCAGAUGGCAAAGGCCCUGGAAGGCGUUCAGAAGGACGUGCGGCGCACUGUGUCUGUGAUGCAGUACAACAUUUUGGCCUCGUACCUGGGCAAAAACACACAGCCGUGGUUUCUCUACGGGGCAGAGAUUGAGCCAGAGGCGCGGGAAAAGAUUUUUAAGCUCUUCAAUCAACGGGGGCCAGAUGGUACGCCCAAACACAAGUGGCCGGAAUAUGUUGAAGGCAUCUUGUCUCCGGAGCAAAUCCAAGAGGUGGAAACGCAAGAUGCCUUCUUUAGGUGGGAGUCGCGGAGAGAGAAACUGGUGAACCAAAUCGUGGACUUGGACCCCGACGUCGUGUCGCUGGUUGAGUUGGAUGAUCAUGCCUUUUUCGGGCAGAGCCUCGAGGGCGAGUGGGACUCAGUGUUCCGCAAGCGCCCGCGCGCCAACAGCGCGGACGGCUGCGGGAUCUUCUGGCGGCGUAGUAAGUUCGAGCUGGUGGCCAGUGAGGGAUUCGACAUGAUCGACGGCAAUGAUGAUAAAGGACGCGAGAAAAGAGACAGAAGCUGCCUCAUGGUCUUGUUGAAGUGGAAGACAGCGGGGAACAACGUGGCGCCACUGGUGGUGGUCUCCACCCACUUGGCCAAGGACCCCUACAACAAGGCCCAAACUGCCAUUCGGGUGAGACAGGUGACGCAGAUCAUGGCGACUUUGACCAGUUUCACCGGGCAGUACCAGGCACGAGACAGUCCGGUGAUUCUGCUGGGAGAUCUCAACGCCCGUCACUUUGGAGAGAUCCGAGGGAUUGCCCGAACGGCGCGGGACCCGAGAUUCAACCGAGCAUGUCAGCCUGUAGAGAUCCAUAGAUCCUGCUGGUCCUCUGUCUUCGGGCAAUCCGAUCUGAAGGACUCAACCCACCGCGAUCCCGAGAGCGUCAGCAAGCGGCGAGCCAAGGGGCGAGCCAAAGGGCCCUCACCGUGGACCACAGUGACCACAGCCUAUACCUACGUUGGAGCUGCCAUGGAACUGCUGGGCCACAUCUUGAUGAUCGUGGGCAUUUGCUGGGCCAGUUGGAAAUUCAGCACGUCGCAUGACAAGAUUGUGGAUCCCUUCAAACGAUGUCGCUACUAUGCAACAUUGAGUUUGUUGCCCGUGGUGCUCUACACCACCGGGAAGCACUGGUCUCAGGGAACGCAUUUUCCCCUCACGGCCUCUCGCAGCUUCCAGGUGUUGGUGCGAGAUUGGUGGACUGUGGAAUGCCCAGAGGAGCUGAAAGGUAUCGACCUUUUGCAGUGGCUCGGGAAUGGCAUCUUUUUCUGUUACAUCGGCAGCUGGAACUUCCUGCUGUUGUUCCAACGUCGCGGAGAUCCCGAAGUCUUCGACUUCGCAGCGCGCUUGCUGGUGCCGCUGCUGAUCUUCAGCUGCUGCCUACGACCGCAGAUGCUGCUGGCCUUCAGCUUCUUCGGUAUCGUGGCACUGGGACUGCUGCUGCUGCUGAGUACUGCCGGGAUGGUGAUGUUGAUCCUGCUGCUUGCCUGGCUGGUUGUGGCCUUUGAGGGCCGAGCCAGUGAAAUCAAGAUCUCCUUCACCAUGACUCGAGCGCAUGAUGUGGUGAGCCCCCUGUUUCUUCUACAGGAACAUGUGAACAGCUUGCAGCGGGUGGGAAAAAAAUGCAUUUCGAGCGCCUUUGCUGAAUUUGAUCUGUUGGGGCUUUCCUUGGUAUCUGAGGUUUGGCAAAUCAAAGGGGACCCGAUCCACAAGUGGUGCUGGUUUUUGUGGCACGCCACGGACGUGAACACUGGGGCGACAUCUGUGACCAAGGCACGUCACUGUCGCAUUGAUGUGGUUCAAUACCUCAGCAGCCACAUGGAGGUCGUGGAUGUGAAUCCAAUGCCGAAGCUGAAGGAUGGGGAGGUCAUUCCCAAUGCGGAACAUCCUUCGGAUCAUUUUCCCGUUUUUGUGAACUUCAUGCUGAAGGACGGCUAUGAGAAGCAUCGCGAAUGCGCGAGGGCAUGGCUGGAGUGUGUGGCUGGCAGAGAGAAGGUUCAUCCUUUAUCCAACGAAGAGCUCCGAGACGCUUUUGAGUUCUUCGACCGAGACAGAGAUGAGAAUAUCCAUCUCCAAGAUCUCGAGGAAGCAUGUUUUGAGUUGCGAACGAACUUUCACGUUGAUGUGCCCACUUUACUUCUGGAGUGCUUUCCGGAUUAUCAGAUCAGCUUCGAGGAUUUCCUAAGAGCCUACGAGGCAUCGCUGCGCACAGAUCGACUGCGCGCGGUUGGUGAUUUGGAGUGCGCCUUUCGCUACUUCGCUGGGGAUGCACAAUCUAUCCAUAUCGACACCUUAGAGGCAGCCUUUCGCGAGAUCACUCCAGUUAGCUUCUCUGAUGACGAAGUGAAGGAUAUGAUUGGCAGAGUCUCUGGGACAGCGCAGGCCUCUGUUCACCUCCACGAUUUCUGCGAGGUGGUGUGCAAAGCCACCUUUCCGAACAGGGAGGAAAGGGAAGCCCUUGUUGCAUCCACGCCGAAAGUUGGACGCAGCCCGCCCGGUCGCAUGGGUACCAAGGAGAUUGGGCACCGGCUGCACCACCUGCAGAAGGCUGUCUCUGGCAAAGGGUUGGGCACUCAGCCGUGA
Cladocopium goreaui is the source of this 2757-nucleotide messenger RNA. NCBI's taxonomy places the organism in Eukaryota, Dinophyceae, Suessiales, Symbiodiniaceae. The record is from the annotation of a GenBank genome assembly.